Messenger RNA from Suillus subalutaceus, 621 nucleotides. RefSeq lists its product as uncharacterized. Lineage: Eukaryota; Fungi; Basidiomycota; Agaricomycetes; Boletales; Suillaceae. The record is from RefSeq and is a predicted model, not a curated record. The transcript is spliced from 2 exons. The annotation marks the transcript as partial.
CGCGGGCUCGUCAUUUGUGCCUGUGGAUCCACGGGAAGGGUGGCCGAAAGUGCUAUGUUGUUAAGGCGCAUUGUCGAAAGUGACAUCUUUGAUUUCAUCCUGACAUUUGCAGGCGUAUCAACGAUGGAUUCGGUCGUGGUCCCUGCGUUGAAUCGGUUCAUCGAAAACGUUUACAUAUAUGACAUGAAGUUCUGGGACGCACUGGAGGAAUCGUUUGGGGAAGACAGACACGCCCUCAACCAAUCACCAGUAUUUCUCUCCUUCUCUGAGACGCACGUCGGGCAAAAUAACGUGCGACUACGCGUGGUUUAUACGAGAGUCCUGGCAUACUCCAAUCUCAAGGACAGGAGGCCUUGGGGGCUAGACAUAUACCGAUGUUUGAAUCCAGACUGCCAAGCCCCUGCAUACAACAUGAGCUUCACUCGUCAUGGAAAGCAGUUUUAUGGGAAGCACUGGUUGACCACAAAAAUAAAGUAUGCAUGUUUGGAGUGCAAAAACCGUGGAGAAGGCCAUUCCAUGUCCAAGCUGGAUACACGCGGCUCAGUCUCAGAACUAUGGAGCGUAUGGUACGAGUGGCCACUCACCUCCGAGCAAGAACGGGAAAUCGGCAUCAUAUCUUGA